Molecule: messenger RNA, 674 nt
Organism: Acanthoscelides obtectus
Lineage: Eukaryota; Metazoa; Arthropoda; Insecta; Coleoptera; Chrysomelidae
Source: the annotation of a GenBank genome assembly
CAAACAGUCAAACACUUCAAGUGUAAUAUGUUUUGUACUUCAAACAGUCAAACUGACUUUUAUAAUAGGUUAGGUUGCUUGUUAAAAAUUACAAAAUUUCCCAAAAUUUUUUCCAAUGACUGAGGAUACACUUUUCGAGCUCCUUCACUCUGAAGUGGUACAUUAUGCAUUGCAAAACGAUGAACGAUCUAACCAGGAUGAAGACCUCUCCAUUAUAGAAUACAUAGGAUUUUCAGUUGGUUAUAGAAUAAUUGAAAGACUAACAAAGGACAUGUCUCGCUUCAAGGAUGAACUAGAUACAAUGAAAUUUAUCUGUACAGACUUCUGGUCAGCUGUUUAUAAGAAACAAAUCGAUAAUCUGAGGACAAAUCAUCAAGGUGUAUAUGUGUUGCAGGAUAACAGUUUUAGAUUUUUAACUAAAAUCUCAAAUGGAAAACAGUAUUUAGAAGCUGCCUCCAAAUAUGUUGCAUUCACAUGUGGUGUUAUAAGAGGCAGUCUGUCCAAUUUGAACAUAAGCUGUUUAGUUACAGCUGAGGUACAGAAUAUGCCAUCAUGUAAAUUCCAUAUACAGGUUCAGAGAACCUAACUUGUUUGUUAGAUGUGUAUUUUAAGUUUAUUGUUUUUGUAUUUCUUAAUAGGUGAAAAGUAAAUAUAUAUAUAUAUAUACAUUUUAA